AUGGACAGUAGCCACGACGCCCCGACUCCCUCCAGAGGUGGGCGAUGGCGCACACAAUGGACACACACAGCCGUCAUGUGUGUGUGUGGUGAUGGGGUGUGUGGUGCAGGUGGGCGGGGCGACCUGUCAGACGAUAGCUUGCGAGAUGUCAUAGAUCAGAUCCAAUCGGUGAGGGAGGGAGGGAGGGAGGGAGGGAGGGAGGCGCCACACCGACCAUUCAUUCACUGUGCUGUCUGCCUGUCUGUUUGGUUGCCUUCAGAUCGCAAGUGAGAUGGCCGCGCCGGCUCGGCGGGCGAGGGAGCUGAUCCAACGCAACCAACACAACGACACACAGGUCCGUCUGCACGAGUGCCGCAUCCCUCUCUCUCUCUCUCUCUCUGUCGUGUGUGUUGCCGUCGACAGGUUUGUGCGUCGGCGGCUGGCCGUCGGCUGUUGGGUUUUCUGACGAACCUCACCGACACCCACUCGGCCCUCAGCAAUGAGCUGACACAGACGCCCACUAACCACAACAAACACAAACGCGUAAGGCUCCACUGACCACUGGAUGGCACACACAAGCCGGCCACUCCUCUGUGUGUCUGUCUAGGUGUUUGUUUAUGUCAGCGAAUGGAUGUCGACGGCGGGGCGUCUCAGUGGGGGGCGGGCGGUGCUGUGGGACCGAAGGAGACCGACAGCAACAAACAGCAUAGCAACGAGGUGCGCACAAGUCCACACCCACAAACAGACAGACAGAGAGACAAAGGAGCUCAUUGGUGUGUGUCGCUGGUCAGGUGCCUGCUGAUGACGGCGGCGCCAAGAAGCGUGGACGCAUAGACAUCAGCCAUACUGCUGCUGCUGCUGCUGAUGGUGGUGGUGAUCGUGAUGGACACAGUGGAGGUACGCAAAGCAUCGGCUGCUGUUGGUGGACUGCAUAUCAUCAUGACCCUCCUGUGAUGUUGGUGCCUUAAGGUGGCUCGGUUGGUCCGGGUGGUGCUGCGGCAGCGACACAGCAGCAACAGGGAGGUGCCACCUCACUGCCGGCAGAUCUGACGGGCCCCACCCAGUAGCAGCACCCCGUGUGGUACGUCUGCGCCCACCGCGGCAGCGAUUUUCUGCUGCGGGAUGUGCUGCGUCUGAGGAAGACCUGCAUAUAGGCGAAAGGCCUCUUCGGAGCGCCUCAGCUGUGGCAGCGGCUCAGCCAUUCGCUCGGCACACAGGCGGGGCUGCGGCGGACGGCCAACGGACAGCAGCUGCUGACAUUCGCCGACCAGCAGCAGAUGGGUGUGGCUGACCUGCUGGCGGCGCUGUGCGUGAUGGAGGCGGGCGGCUGGAGUGAGAUGAGCGAGGCGAUUGAGCUGGCGGGGCAGUGCGGCAAUUGCCAGCUGCCUGUGAGGCUCACUGCCGCUGAUCUGCACCAAUACCCAAACAAGGCGGUAAGCCAACCGAGGGAGGGAGGGAGAAAAGGAUGGCUUUCAUUCGGUGUGUUGUGUGUGCAGGCGUAUUCGGCCGCUCCCCGUGUCUUGGCUCAGCUCAAGAUGGUCGGCCCCCACAUCCACUUCGGCGACGGCGUGACCUUCCAGCUGUUCCAGCACGGCAACAGACUGAGGGCCAUCAAGGACCAGAUCGGCCUCGAGAUCGACAUCAAUCCGCCUCUCCCUGCCAACCACCCCAUCCAACAGCACAGACAGCUGCAUGACCCGCCCGUCCACAGCAACAUGACAUACGUCCCGCCACUGGGCUGGAUGUCGCUGGCUGCUUCUCGGGUCUACUCAUCUGUGUCGUCGUUUGUCAAGAGAAUCGCCAUCAACCACUUCGCGGCCACUCAUCAGUACAACAAGACUAGCGGUCGCAUCGACAGGUCAGGGCGGGGCAUCACUUUGCGUGUGCACUGUCACGACACACACGAGUGUAUGUUAUGUGUGUGUGUAUGUGUGUGUGUGUCAGGGAUGUCGACAACAGCCGGCUAAUCACCUUCGUGACACAGUCCUCGCACACACCAGUGGAGGGAUGCACCACCACCUCCACAUCGUACCGCUCCACUGACGGAUUCACUUACCGCCGUCUCGUGCUGACCGACGCCAGCCACUCGUUCGUCGCAUGA
Molecule: messenger RNA, 2080 nt
Organism: Vitrella brassicaformis
Lineage: Eukaryota; Vitrellaceae
Source: the annotation of a GenBank genome assembly